Rhizopus microsporus ATCC 52813 is the source of this 1600-nucleotide messenger RNA. RefSeq lists its product as uncharacterized. Bases 50 to 1600 code for a protein of 516 amino acids. The record is from RefSeq and is a predicted model, not a curated record. NCBI's taxonomy places the organism in Eukaryota, Fungi, Mucoromycota, Mucoromycetes, Mucorales, Rhizopodaceae. The transcript is spliced from 3 exons.
AUCAAUAUAUGAUGCUCCCAAUGAUACUGACGUACCAAGUGAAGCUAAUAUGUAUGUCAAACCUCAAUGCCACAUGAAAUGGCUACACUUUAUACAGAAGGAAAUGAAACAAAAGAAGCUCGUUCAAGAAAUGAAACCUCAAGACAAGACAUCAAGUAGUUAUGUCCAUCGAAAGUUACAAGUAUUUCCUUUUGUCAAGAAAUUGAAUACAAGCAAGUACAGAUCAUUAAAAGAAAACACAUUGACUGCUAUCAAUUCCAAAAAGGCUUUGGAGAUAACAAGCAAGCUUAGAAACAUUGAUAAAAAGGACAUUGAUGCUGUUCAAAAUUUUAUAAAAACAGUACAAGCAAGAAUUCAAGCCAAGACUUUCAUGCCUCUCAAGUAUACUGGCCUUCGAGGAUCAAAGUAUUUUUCUUUACUUCCUUUGUACAAGAUUGCUUCCAAGAGUAUACAAAUUGAUGCUCAAGCUUUUUGGAGACUUGCCAAGCAAUGUGACAACAAGAUCAAACCAGGACAAAAGGAUGAUAAUGACUUAACUUUAUGGUACUUUAAUGUCUUUGAAUUUUCAAAAAUAGGCUACAAGACACUUAAUAGUUUAACUUCACGCCCAAAGAAGUUUGCAAAUGCGAUCAUCACUGAUGGUUAUGCUGUAUCCUUUAAGUUUAAGAAAGAUGUUGCUAUCCAAGAUGAGCCUAGAAGAGAACCAAAGACACCCAAGGAUUUUGCUGAUAUAGCUGACGAUGCAGAAAUUUGGACUGUUGAUCCUGGUAUAUCAACUAUCUUUACAGUAGACUCUACAGAACAUGAACGUAUCCGGACUACAAGCUUAGAAGAAUAUUAUCAUUUAUGUGAUUGCAAUCUUGCUACAAGAAGACGAAAAGAACACCAAAAGUGUCAUUUAGACGAAUUUAAGUAUAUUAGUGAAUUACUUACUUUAAAAACUGCAAACUUGACUUCAUUUUUACUAGCUGCCUCUACACGUUUACAAAACUAUCAAAGAAUCCAUAACUACUGCUGCCAAGGUAAAUGGCCUCAAAGGCUAAAGUUCAAAACAUAUAUCAACAAGCAAAAAGAAACUCAAGCAAUUGUUAAAAGACUCUUUGACAAUAGCAAAAAGUAUGACAAAUCAAGCACAGUUGGCGCUAAAAACCAAAACAAAAGCAAACAUGUACCUUUACCUCCUGCUGACCUCCCUUCCUUCUCUCAACGGAAGCGGAUCAUUGCGUUUGGAAAUGGUUCUUUUGGUUCAAAUAUGAAAGGAAAACGAGCUGCACCUAUUAGACGUAUUACUGAAGAAAUCAAACGAAAAUUCAAACAAUCUAAUGAGGGGACCGAAUUUGUUUCGGUUGACGAGUAUUUAACGAGUCAGAUCUGUAACAAGUGCAAAUCCAAACAAUUAAAUAAUAUCUCUAUUACUGGAUCAAAACGAAGAUUACACUCUGUCCCCAAGUGUGAAUCUUAUGGUACGGUUUGGAAUCGCGAUGUGAACAGUGUAUUAAAUAUAUAUGGUAUCUUUGUUUACAAAUCAGAACAUGACAAUGAAAUUCCUCUCUCCUCCAAAAGACUAGCGGUGCUCUUGGAUUUAAUGCGCUAUCUAUGA